Molecule: messenger RNA, 1692 nt
Organism: Serendipita indica DSM 11827
Lineage: Eukaryota; Fungi; Basidiomycota; Agaricomycetes; Sebacinales; Serendipitaceae
Source: the annotation of a GenBank genome assembly
AUGUUCGCCUCACUCCUUUCGCUCCUCACACUCCUUGCGACUACCAACCUGGCCUAUGGGGCCGUAUAUGAAGCAGAGGAUGGUACCCUUUCGGGAACAACAGUAGACACCGCGACGAGUGGCUAUAGUGGCACUGGCUAUGUGACCGGCUUCACCGACUCUACUACUUCGCUCAGUAUCACUGUCUCUGCCGGCUCCACUGGACUCUACGACUUUUCUGUCACGUACGCAGCUCCUUAUGGAGAGAAGUAUACUGCCGUCUCGUUGAACGGCUCUCCAAAUGGAGAAAUACACUUUACGGAAACGACAACAUUCACGACCGUUUCUGGUGGUCAGCUCUUGCUCAACGAAGGCCAAAACAUCAUCACGUUCAAUACCAACUGGGGAUGGUACUUUAUUGACAAGAUUGAACUCAACCCUGCCGCUCCUCCAGCGCCUCACCAAGUUACCGGUGAGCUCACCAAUCCUAAUGCCAGUGCAGCAGCGAAGAACCUCAUGGCCUACCUCGUUUCUCAAUACGGCAAACAUCUACUCAGUGGACAGCAGGACCCAGCUUCAUAUGCCUGGGUUGAGACCAACAUUGGAAAAUCACCUGCCAUUAUCGGUCUGGAUAUGAUGGACUACAGCCCCAGCCGUGUCGAGCAUGGUACAACGUCUACCGCUGUCCAAGAUGCGGUCACCUACGACGGAAGAGACGCCAUCGUAGCCUUUUGCUGGCAUUGGAAUGCCCCAACAGAUCUCAUUGAUUCUACUGAAUACCGUGCGUACCUCUUGUUCUUUGCAUGGUGGAGAGGCUUUUAUACACAAGGUACAACGUUUGAUCUCGCGGCAGCACUCGCGGACCCUCAAGGCGAUAAAUAUGCACUUCUCAUCAGAGACAUGGACGCUAUUGCCGAGAAACUCAAGACGUUGCAAAAUGCUGGAAUCCCGGUCCUAUGGCGCCCACUUCACGAAGCAGAAGGCGGCUGGUUCUGGUGGGGACGAGACAAGAACCCAGAGCCCGCAAAGGCAAGUCUGGCUCUCUGGCGCAUCAUGUACGAUCGUUUUACCAACCAUCAUCAGCUCAAUAAUCUCAUCUGGAACUGGAACUCGGUUGCUACUGAUUGGUAUCCAGGAGAUGAUGUCGUUGACAUUCUCUCUUACGAUUCAUACCCACCGACGACGGGUGACCAUGGUGCCGUCAGUGGAGUUUACAGCAAACUCGUUGCGUUGGGUCAGGAUAAAAAACUUGUUACGCUUUCCGAAGUCGGUGAAAUCCCAGAUCCGGAUCUUCUGCAAGCCUAUCACGCCGACUGGAGCUACUUCGUGACCUGGAACGGUGACUACAUUUCUGGUGGAUCUCACAACUCGGUCGAAUUUUUGAAUAAGCUGUACAACUCCGACUACGUUUACAAUCUGGACGAUAUUGCGGGAUGGAAGAACUUCUCUGGAAUACCCACGACUUCUGCGAGUACCAGCAUAUCGUCCCCCACCAGCACCUCAAGCUCCUCGUCCACGCCACCGUCAACGACGACGCCGACGUCAAGCAGCACUCUCCCAUCAUCCUCUACCACAAGUACCGCACCCGUGGCCACGCAAUCUCAGUGGGGACAAUGCGGAGGAACCUACUAUACAGGGCCUACGCAGUGUGCGACGGGCCUGACUUGUGUACCGGUGGCUGCUCCGUGGUACUAUCAGUGCCUCAAGCAGUGA